AUAUAAACCUCCUGAGUACUAUUACUCUUCAUAUAUAGUUAUUCCCACAAGUUCUUUUUGCUACUAUAAAUAUCCAUUUUACCUGUCUUACGCUCAGCAACCAAGUCUCCCAAAGGGCCAAAAAAAAAAAAAAGGGACCAAAACCUGUCAAAGUAAAAUUUGCUAAAAAAGAAUGGCAAAAGUGAGUACAGAUCCUUUGGUGAUUGGUCGAGUAAUCGGAGAUGUGGUUGACCAAUUCUCACCGACUGUAAAGAUGUCUGUAACUUACAACUGUAACAAGCAAGUCUACAAUGGACAUGAACUCUUUCCUUCCUCAGUUACCAUGAAGCCUAAAGUUCAAGUUCAUGGUGGUGAUCUUAGGUCUUUCUUCACUCUGAUUAUGACUGACCCUGAUGCUCCUGGACCUAGUGAUCCAUACCUUAAAGAGCACUUGCAUUGGAUCGUUACAGACAUUCCGGGAACAACAGAUGCCUCAUUCGGGAAAGAAUUGGUGAAUUAUGAGAUGCCAAGGCCAAAUAUAGGGAUCCACAGGUUUGUGUUCCUAUUGUUCAAGCAGAAAAGAAGAUCACAGCCAGUGAAUAUUGCAUCACUUUCAUCAAGGGAUGGAUUCAACACCCGAGCUUUUGCACAUGAAAAUGAAUUGGGACUUCCUGUUUCUGCUGUUUUCUUCAACUGCCAGCGGGAAACUGCGGCCAGAAGGCGCUAAAUGAAUGAAUGAAUGAAUGAUGAUGAUAAAAGCUGCAGAAUAAUUGUCGACCCACUAAAAAAGACAUCUUUUCUUAGUGUUAUUAAUAUGUGACAUGUCUAUGUAUAUUGUAUCCAUCAUUAAUGUUGUUUGCAGAGACACAAAUGUGCGCUCUAAUUUGUACCAUAACCCUACCAAUGUGCACUUCAAUCCAAUGUUUUCUGCAACCGCAAUUUAAGUGAAUUUGGC
This is a messenger RNA of Oldenlandia corymbosa var. corymbosa, 934 nucleotides long. Lineage: Eukaryota; Viridiplantae; Streptophyta; Magnoliopsida; Gentianales; Rubiaceae. The record is from the annotation of a GenBank genome assembly.